This is a messenger RNA of Clunio marinus, 2246 nucleotides long. NCBI's taxonomy places the organism in Eukaryota, Metazoa, Arthropoda, Insecta, Diptera, Chironomidae. The record is from the annotation of a GenBank genome assembly.
CUUUCCAACUUUGUUAUUGUCGUCAGAAGCUACGAAUUAGACAGAAAAAAUAUUAAUAUACCUUAAGAUCUUCAAAUCUAUAUUUCCUAUCAAAUAUAAUUAAACAUAAAACUGUUCGUGACAUAAAAUCAUCUAAAAGAAUCGAUAAAAUUGUGUUACAGCUGAAAAAUGAGAAACUUCCAAAGAGGAAAUCGAAAUAAUUAUGGAUCGAAUUUCUCGAGAGGUGAAAGGCGAAACAAUCAAGAUAGUCGCUUCGACAGUAAUAAUGAUAGCUAUAAAAGACCAGGAAACAGAGGAACGAAUCGUAAUUUUGGUGAUCGUGACAGAAAGUCGAGACAUGGCUAUGAAUCGAGAAAUUCCUAUCAGGAUCGACGUGAUAGUCAUGGAGAUAAUCGAGGAAACUUUAGAUCUUAUCAAGAGAGGUCGUUCAAGGACCAGAAGUUUGAAAGAUCCUAUCGUAAUCAGACACCUCCAAGAUCGCGUGAUCGUGGUUCAUGGCAUGGAGAUGCAAGAGACAACCGUUCCAGCAACAUAAGAAUGAGACAACAUUCACCACCGUCAACUUCAUCAUUUCGAGUUCAGAAUGAUUUUGGCUCAAGGCCUCGCUCAAACCGUGGACGGAUGACAUCCCAUCGUGGAAUGAGAACUGCUGGAUCACGUAUGUUAAAUAGAGUUGAUUUGAGGAGUAGUUUGAUUUCAAAGAAUAGGUCUAAAGAAUACAUUCGAAAAAUCAGACAAGCACGCUUAAAACUCAGUGAUUCAGGUAGAAGAAAAGCAUCUGAGGAAGAAAAAUCUCCUUCAAAAGAAACCAGCAAAGAACAGAAGCAAAAUGACAAUGACGAAGAUUGUUUGGAUGUAGCUAAUGACGUGAAUUUUGAAGAAGAUGAAGAUGACGCCACAACGAAGAAUGAAGAAUCGGAGAAAUCUUCAAAACAUCAGAAAGAAGAUGAAGGUAAAGAUUCUCCAGAAAUGUCCAAAGAAAAUGGAGAUUCCAGUCCAGAAAAGUCGAAAACAAAACGAGACAAUUCUUCAAAAUCGCCAUCGAAAGACAGAUCAUUGUCGAUUGAUUUGAAUUGUAUUCACUGUUUUACCAAAUGCUCAUCGAUACAAGAUUAUCGAAACCAUCUUUCACGACGAACUCAUUUGAUGGCAAUGAAAAAACUUGCAACAAGAGUAAAAUUGACGUUGAAUCGAUUCCGGAAAUAUCAGCGAUCGAGACAGUUUUAUGUUGAAGCCCGAAUGAAGAAUGUCGAGAACAUCCCAUCGAAAUAUUGUCAGAUUUGUAAGCUUUACUAUCGACAAUCGAAGAUUGAACAUCGUGACUCGGAUGAUCACAAGAAGAUUAGAAACUUUUUGAGACCAUUUUGCAAGAUUUGUCAUGUUCAACUUCUGAGUUCGAUGAAAUAUGAGAUUCACAGAUGCACAGUGGAGCAUCUCAAGAGAAAAGCAGAGAAAAAUGAGGCGAGUGAUGAAGAGAUAGACUUCCAAGAUUUUGAUCCAGAAGAUUUCAAGACAGUUGAUUCAAUUGGUGAUGUUGAUGGCGAAGAAGGAAGUACAAUAGAUGAACAGGAAUAUGAUGCAUCGAUAGCUGUUGGGCAAGAUUUUGUGACGAAAGUUGAAGUUAAUUAUUGCUCAUUAUGUCGCGAAUAUUUAUCACGAAGCUCGAAAGAUGAAAAAGUCAUCACUGAUCAUUGCAAAUCAAAGAAACAUUUGAAAUGGUAUUAUCAAUCGAAGAAAAAGGAUGAAAAGGAAAGUGAAUCAAAACGAGAUUCAGCAGAACCAUCGAAAGAUGACGAAGGUAAAGAUUCACCGCAAAACGGUGAUAAGCAACAAGAAAUUCAUGAAAAAGAAAUAAAAAAGGAAAAAGAAAAUGCUGAGUCAGUUGAACCUUCGAAUGAAGAUAAAAACUCUGAUGGAAAAGAUGAAGAGAAACCUGGACCUUCAAAGAAGUUCAAAAGAUAUUUUGAUGUUGAAAACUAAAUAAGAGAUCUCAGCAUACAUAAUAUUCCUGGCACAUAAAAGAACAUCAUAAUCAUCAUCACCACCUUGUUUAAAUCAUCAUUAAUUUUCUUUUAUUACAAAUCUUUACAAAGAUUUAUGAGAAGCUUUGAUGAUUAUUUAAAGACUCUUUAAAAAUGGACACUAAAAUGUAGUUAAACUUUUUUCAUUAACUUUCUGAUUAAUUUUUGUUUGUUCCAUUUAAAAAUAAUUUCGAAUUAAAGAAAAGAUUUCAAUCAAAAUUUAAG